Messenger RNA from Alnus glutinosa, 846 nucleotides. Its product is annotated as two-component response regulator ARR17. Bases 128 to 646 code for a protein of 172 amino acids. Gene Ontology annotation, biological process: cytokinin-activated signaling pathway; phosphorelay signal transduction system. The record is from RefSeq and is a predicted model, not a curated record. Lineage: Eukaryota; Viridiplantae; Streptophyta; Magnoliopsida; Fagales; Betulaceae. The transcript has 6 exons.
GCCAUGAACUUUUGAAAUUGUUUUUAAAAUAUUCAACUGGUGCAAAUAUUUAGUGUACUGGCUGCAGCCGGAUUGGGGAUGUGAUAUCUCAGAAAGAUGCAGACGCAGAUAUUGCUUGCAAAGGGACAUGGCGGGAAGAAGAAAACCGAAUCAAAGUGGGAGAUACCCGAAAAAGAUCACGAAAUAUCUAGGUAUGGAUGCUACUUCUUCAGCAAAGGGAGUGAUGGAAAAUGGGGAGCAACCCCAUGUCUUGGCCGUGGAUGACAGCCUCACUGAUCGCAAACUUAUUGAAAAACUCCUCAAAAACUCUUCCUGCAAAGUGACUACUGCAGAAAAUGGGCCGCGGGCGCUGGAAUUUUUAGGCUUGGGAGAUGAUCAACAUACCAACUUGGAAGGCAGAAUCUCAAAGGUCAAUUUGAUAAUUACGGAUUAUUGUAUGCCAGGAAUGACCGGUUAUGAGCUAUUAAAAAAAGUCAAGGAAUCCUCAAUCAUGAAGGAGGUUCCAGUGGUUAUUAUGUCAUCUGAGAAUGUACCAACUCGUAUAAACAAGUGCUUGGAGGAAGGAGCUCAGAUGUUCAUGCUAAAGCCCCUAAAACAAUCGGACGUGAAGAAAUUAAGAUGUCAAAUGAUGAACUGCAGAAGCUAAACACCCAUUUUCCUGAGGAAAUUAGAGCGUGUAACGGAUAUUUCAAUCAUUAUUAGAUGACAAUUCGUACACAAUAUGACAGUGACUAAAUUAGUUUCAGUCGCUAAUCAGUUUUGUUUAGCUCGAAUCUCGCCCUCCCCCUCCACAUAACUGUUUGUGAUAAAUUAAGAGUUUCAAUGACAAUCCUUCUUUUCUUUUUC